Molecule: messenger RNA, 1534 nt
Organism: Phyllostomus discolor (pale spear-nosed bat)
Lineage: Eukaryota; Metazoa; Chordata; Mammalia; Chiroptera; Phyllostomidae
Product: olfactory receptor 7A10-like
Exons: 2
Coding region: 118-1200 (360 amino acids)
Biological process (GO): G protein-coupled receptor signaling pathway
Cellular component (GO): membrane
Molecular function (GO): olfactory receptor activity; G protein-coupled receptor activity
Source: RefSeq, a predicted model, not a curated record
GAUGAGCCAAUAUACAGAAAGUUGUGAAUAUCUCCCCAUGCAGUACCUGAGCUUGUACAAUGAUGGUGGACAGGACAUGGUUGUUGCUGUUGAUUCCUAAGACUUGCUCAAGAACUGAUGCUUCACUCCAUCCUGUCUUGUGUAGGACAGAGCUUCAGUCUCCAUCAUCAACCCUACAAGGAGCAAUUGUCACUUACACACAGAAACCUUCCUUUCAGAAAACCCAUCCAGGGGAUUCUUAGAGCCUGUCAGCUCCACCUCAUGGAUUCAGGGAACCUUACAAGAGUGUCAGAAUUUCUCCUCCUGGGACUAUCAGAGGACCCAGAACUGCAGCUCAUCCUUUUCAGGCUUUUCCUCUGCAUGUACCUGAUCACUGUGUUGGGAAACCUGCUCAUCAUCCUGGCUGUCAGCUCAGACUCCCACCUCCACAUACCCAUGUACUUCUUCCUCACUAUCCUGUCCUUGGUAGACAUCUGUUUCACCUCCACCACCAUCCCGAAGAUGCUGGUGAACAUCCAAACACAGAGCAAAGUCAUCACCUAUGCAGGCUGCAUAACCCAGAUGUAUUUUUUCCUACUCUUUGCCACACUGGACAACUUCCUCCUGACUGUGAUGGCCUAUGACUGCUUUGUGGCCAUCUGUCACCCCCUGCAUUACACAGUCAUUAUGAACCCCCGGCUCUGUGGACUUCUGGUUCUGGUGUCCUUUAUCAUGAGUACCCUAAAUUGCUUGCUACAGUGCUUGAUGAUGUUGCGGCUGUCCUUCUGCCCACACUCGGGAAUCCCCCACUUUUUCUGUGAACUUAAUCAGAUGAUCCAGCUUGCCUGUUCUGACACCUUUCUUAAUAACGUUGUGAUUUAUUUUGUAACUGUGCUACUAGGUGGUGGUCCCCUGGCUGGGAUCCUUUACUCUUACUCUAAGAUUGUUUCCUCCAUUCGUGCAAUCCCAUCAGCUCAGGGGAAGUAUAAAGCAUUUUCCACCUGUGCAUCUCACCUCUCAGUUGUCUCCUUAUUUUAUGGUACACUCCUAGGAGUGUAUUUCAGCUCUGUGGGUACCCACAGCUCACAGUCCAGUGCAACAGCCUCAGUGAUGUACACUGUGGUCACACCCAUGCUGAACCCCUUCAUCUACAGCCUCAGGAACAGAGACAUAAAGGGGGCUCUGAAAAGAUUCUUUGGAUGGUGGGUAAACAACAGAUAGUCAAUCUGGGGUAAACAAAGUGACCUUGAUUUCUAGGCCCCAAAACUCAAAACUAGAAAUUAUGGAAUUUUAACCACAUUGUGGUUUUUGAACUAGCUCCUUUUAUUUCUGUCCUGGAAUUUCCAUUUCUGUGAGUCCAAUUUCUCUGUGCAAGUUAAAUCACCAUUUUAUUAAGCUUUCUGCUACAUCUAUUAUCUAGACAGUGCUUCUCUUUCUCAUUUUCCUAGCUUCACAUUUUUCCCAACAUUGAUCAGAAAUAUUUGUAAAUUUCCAGUUUAUUCCAUGGCAGCAUUGAUUUCUUAAGAAUUAUUUCUUCCCAAAUGACACAUCACUG